GUCUACCACAUGGUUAGGUAGUCAAGAAGGCCGACUUGUGUCAAACAGCAUAAGCAGACUUCGGCACAAGGAUCAACAUGACACUCAGUAGGGUGGCGUCGGCAUACGUGGCUUGCUAAUUUGAUCAGGAGGGUCGGGGCUGUCGUCGGACCCCCCCAAGCUCCGGGGACUAGCAGCAACCGCACAUGCAUUGAGACAUCAGCCGAUUAAGAUCUGCGGGCCGGCUCGAGCUAUUAGUCUAGGUACUAAACCAGCGAGUGCAUGUACCUCCACGAAGCGUUUUGGAAUAUGAAAGCCGUGCACCCUCUCACGUACAAGUUUAUACGUGAUUCUAGGCCGGCAGCCGGGUUCCUGAACGCCAUCCUGAAGCUUCUCAACCAAAAAUGGAGUUACCGGAUUACCCUCCCAAGGUCGACAUCAAGACCCAGAUCUACGAGCAGCCGCCAGUCACGGCGAAGGCGCUAUCAAGCUGGGACGAUUUGGACGCAAAUGAGAUCUCUCAAAGCGUCGUGACGGAGCUAUCCGCUGCUCUACAGCAGAGACGUCGCCGAGACGUGGAGAACGUCUUUGCUACCCCGUCCGCGCACUGGAAGGACACCUUGGCCUUGACGGCUCAUCUCAGAACAUUCAAAGGCAGGCAGACCAUUGCAUCGGCAUUGCUAGAGUUGCACGACCAACGAAAGGUUGGCGAUCUUCAAUUUCACGGCGGGCUAGUUGUGACGGUGACUGAAGACCUGAAAUGGCUAAACUGCAGCUUCAGUUUUACGACCGGGUCACCACGAGCUUUAUGCCGAGGAAGUAUGAUGCUAGUCCCGGAAGUUCAGGAACCUGAUCAUUGCCAGUGGAAGAUAUGGUCCAUGAGCACGUGGCUCAAGGACUGGGAGGAAUACCCUGAAGAUGAGAGCCUACUGAGGAUGCCCUCUAGUCAAAUAACCGAAAAUGACCGCAUCUACACAGAUGUGCUAGUCAUUGGCGGGGGCAACGCCGGUAUGAUUCUGGCUGGCCGCUUGAAGGCUUUGAACGUUGAUUUUGUCGUCAUCGACCGAAACAAACAGGCGGGGGAGAACUGGUCGCAGCGAUACGACUGCAUGCGCUUCCAUGUCUACAAAUCCUUUUGUGAGAUGCCAUAUCUCCCGUAUCCACAGUCAUCCAAUGACGGCCUUACCCGGGACCAGCUGGCCGCACAGGUCCGAGCCUUUGCCCACGAGUUCGACCUAGAACGUCGCGUUCUUCGCAGCACAACAGUGACUGCUACGACGUACGACUCGACCACCAAAACCUGGAGGGUGGAGCUGAAAACCGGACAAAGACAAAGAUAUCUGGAAUGCGCAUGCUUGGUCCUCGCGACUGGUGCCGGGUUCUCCGGCGCUGCACCUCUGCCGGACUUACCAGGCAGUGGGCAAUUCAAAGGUCCCAACAUGCAUUCUGGAAACUUUCGUAACGCCGGAGAGCUCGUGGCAGACGGCGCCAAGUCUGUGGUUAUCGUCGGUUCUGCCAAUACCGCAUUCGACGUGAUGGUGGACUGCCAUGACUCUGGCCUCCAGACUACCAUGAUUCAAAGAUCAGAGACCUAUGUUGUCCCAAUGCGCUACUUUGCUCACCCCCUGGGGUUAGGGGCAUACGACGUUAUGCCGACCGAAGACGCCGAUGCGAUUGUCAAUGGGAGCCCGCUGGCCGUUGGUGGAAAUGUACUUCGGCUGGUCCACCGAAUGCAAGCUCAAGCAGAGCCUCACCGAUACGAUGAGGUAAGGAAAGCAGGGCUGAGAGUCCAAGACUCCUUGACGGGCGAUCUAGUCAUCAAUCUCGUGGAUCGUUGCGGAGGCCACUUCGUGGAUAUGGGCAACGGCAUCGAGCUCAUCACAAAGAAGAAGGUUGGCAUCCGCUCCGGGGUGGUGCCCACAGCCUACACGCCCGAGGGGUUGCUGUUGUCGGACGGCAGCACGCUGGAGACCGACGCCAUUGUGUGGUGCACUGGGUUUGGCGACCUCGACGGCAGGACAAGACUUUCGGGCGAACUUGGGGCUGGAUACGAAGCCAUCGCUAGCAAGCUGGAGCCAACGUGGGGGGCAGACGCCGAAGGCGAGGUCCGCGGGCUUUGGAAACGACAUGCAGGAGUCGACAACCUCUGGAUGUUCGCCGGCGGAACUGGGCAGCACAGAUGGUUCUCCAAGGUCAUCGCUCAACAGAUCAAAGGAGUCCUGGAAGGCUUUUUGCCAGACGCCUACCGGCGGACACCGCAGUCUCACAUUGCAGGCGACUCCUCGAGCGAAGGUACAUGGGUUUCGAACUUGUAAGGUUCCAGGUGAGCUCAGGACGAAAACGAGGAUUUGUAAGACUCGUCAUAAUUUGCGUAUAUUUUCAAGCUAUUUGUUUAAGCUACAUGCUUGGAUUUAAAAUCCAUCCUACUUCCAUCUCUCUCCGCGCCAGAACCAUUACCGUGGCUUUAGGUGCGCCAAAAUGUGAGCUAUCGCCUUUUUGGAAGGCGAUGCAUAAGAUUAAAUGAAUGAGGAAACCAAACGCUUGGUAGCAGCAACGUCUAGUACCUAUAUCUGUCAGAUUUCACAAUGACCC
Molecule: messenger RNA, 2571 nt
Organism: Colletotrichum navitas
Lineage: Eukaryota; Fungi; Ascomycota; Sordariomycetes; Glomerellales; Glomerellaceae
Exons: 6
Coding region: 384-2294 (636 amino acids)
Molecular function (GO): flavin adenine dinucleotide binding; monooxygenase activity
Source: RefSeq, a predicted model, not a curated record